This is a messenger RNA of Colletotrichum chrysophilum, 2097 nucleotides long. RefSeq lists its product as uncharacterized. Lineage: Eukaryota; Fungi; Ascomycota; Sordariomycetes; Glomerellales; Glomerellaceae. The record is from RefSeq and is a predicted model, not a curated record. The transcript has a single exon. Bases 1 to 2097 code for a protein of 698 amino acids. Gene Ontology annotation, molecular function: copper ion binding; oxidoreductase activity.
AUGGACGUUGAGCGACAGAGUGGGCAAGAUAGGCCGUCGAGUCCAAGCUCCUUGUCUUCGGAGAGCGACGAUGGCUAUCGCCGAGAUGUCUCGCCUUCAAGCUCAAGCAGAGAAGAUGGCACGGAAAAGUCGCCUUUCCUCACCCACGACGAGGGCGACAACGACAUAGGAGACCGCAGACGAUAUCGGAAAGGCUCGUCGUGGAAGACCACAGUAUCUGCCGCAGCAAGUCUUUCCGGCGUCUUUGUUUUCUUUUUGGUCUUUUUCGUCUUCGAUCGCUUUUUGCCGGGUGCUCCCCGUCUUGAUGGAGCGACACCAACACAUACCAUCGAUGAACAGAUUCCUCCAACCCCGCGUCUCAGAGACUCAUCAGAAUAUGUUCUCAACCCAUCAUGGGACUACGCAUCGGCAAAGAGCGUCAGAGAGUAUCACUGGACUAUUCGAGACGCAAUCUUCAACCCGGAUGGCAUCUUCCGACCAAUGAUCCUGAUCAACAAUCAAUUCCCUGGACCGCUUAUCGAGUGCAACGAGGGGGACACCAUCAUUGUUCAUGUCCAUAAUGAGGCAGCCAACGCCACUGCCAUCCACUUCCACGGCAUGUUCCAAAAUGGCACAAACUCCAUGGACGGCACCGUCGGCGUCACACAAUGCCCGAUAGCCCCCAACGGAACCUUCACCUACCAGUUUACCGUCGACGGACAGUCGGGGACCUAUUGGUAUCAUGCGCACCACAGCGCCCAGUCCUCGGACGGAUUGGUCGGUCCGAUGGUCAUCCACUCUCGGAGUGAGAAGAAGGAAGCAGACACGUUCGCGAGCGAUCGCGUGGUUAUGAUCCAGGAUCAUUACCACAAUACUUCGGCCGAGCUGCUCAUGGACUAUCUCCAACCGGACCAAGAGAACGAUGAGCCUGUGCCAUCCAGCGGUCUCAUCAACGGGCAGAACUACCGUAACUGCGCUGACUUUGAUGGUUGGCAUUGCGAGAACAAAGUUUCUUAUCUGGAGUCCUUGGCCUCGUUCGACUUGACUUCAGGUCAAAAGCACCGCCUCCGUUUCAUCAAUACCGGCGCAUUUGCAGAGUUCCAAGUUGAGAUUGAUGAGCACCCGUUCUACGUUACCGAGGUUGACGGCAUUCAAGUUGAAUCGACAUCAUUUCACCGUUUGAACAUCCUGCCUGCCCAGCGCUACAGCGUUGUCAUCGACACCAACGUGACCACUGCCGCCUCAUUCUGGAUGCGUGCCAGAAUGGUCACACACUGCUUUGCCAAGGAAAACCAGUGGCUUGAUCCUGAGGUCAGAGGCAUCAUCAGCUACAGCAAGACGUCGAAAGAUGCCGCCAUUGCUAAAGAACCACAAACAAAAGGUUGGAGUGAAGCGCAUGAUGUCGAUUGCCGCGACAUGGAUACCAGCACCCUCAAACCUGUCGAAGCCAUGGCAGCACCAGCGACGACGGCGUCCAUGUACCUCCGUGCCAACUUCGAAAUCGGCGCCUGGCGUUUGUCUCGUGGCUUCUUCAACAAGUCGACGUGGCAUGGGAACGUCACGUCUCCAACGCUGUACCGCAUCAUGGAGACGGCGCAGGCAGAAAAUGAAACUGGCCUGCCUCAGAUGACGGGAGUGAACGAAGUCGCUUUCGAUCCGGAGAAGGAGUUCGUGUACCAGACAACGGGAAUCGAGACUGUGGACAUAGUCAUCAGCAAUUUCGACGACGGCGCUCACCCGUUCCACCUUCACGGGCACAAGUUCUUCGUGCUGAAGCAAUCGCCCACGGGAUAUCCCCCCGAGAAUAUCACCGAGCUGGAGGAAGAGCUGACCGCCUCUGGAGUUCUGGCAAACCCGUUGAGAAGAGACACAGUCACCGUCCAGGGAUACGGAUGGGCUGUCAUUAGAGUCGUCCUGGACAACCCAGGCAUGUGGGCAUUCCACUGUCAUAAUGCAUGGCAUGCUGAGUCGGGCAUGAUGAUGGUGAUUGCGGCUAGAGUAGAAACGGCGAGGGACUGGAAAGUGAGCGAGGAGGAAAAGGGGUUGUGCGGUCUACCUGGCGUCGAGAAAGGAGUGCGGCCCGACGACGAGAUCUGGUAUGGGAACUUUGGCGACUGA